AUGUUUGAAAACUUAAAAGCAUUUAUUAGGCAUGGAAAGAAUGCUAACGAGUUUAAAGGUCAUUAUCCAAGCAUCAGCGAUCCUAGUCUUGAGACUUCGAAAGACGAAUAUCGGGAAAUGUUGUUUGAUGACAAUAUGAGACAUGAUUCACCAGCUACAAAUAUGGACCUAGAUGACGAUGUAAUGAAUCCCAAACAUAGCGUUGAGACUGAAAAAUACAAGGUAUCUAAAACGAGCGGCGUGGAUGAGACGCAGGACAUACGGGACGGAAAGUCUGAUGGUAGCGGAAGCGCUAGGGCCAAAAACAACAACAACAACUAUGAAGCAGCUACACACAUUGUUGAGCAGGAAAGGAGACAAAAAAAGAACAAGACUGAGUAUCCUAAUUUGCAAAAUUACGAGGUCUUAGAGCAAAUGGGAGAAGGUGCAUUUUCUAUUGUGUAUAAGGCAAGACAUGUAGCCUCAGAUAAAUUUGUCGCAAUCAAGAUAUUGAGGAAGUUUCAAAUGGAUCAGGCCCAGAAACAAGCAGUUUUGAAGGAGGUAACUAUAAUGCGUCAAUUAAACCAUCCUAAUAUUGUAAGCUUCAUUGAAUUUAUUGACUCAUCGGAUUACUAUUAUAUUGUUCAAGAGUUGGCAGUAGGAGGUGAAAUUUUCACUGCCAUUGUGAACUAUACAUACUUUUCAGAAGAUUUGGCUCGCCAUGUCAUAGUACAAGUAGCUCACGCCAUUAGAUAUUUGCAUGAGGAAGUUGGAAUAGUCCAUAGAGAUAUAAAACCGGAGAAUUUGUUAUACAUGCCUAUUGAAUUUAGACCUUCGAUUAACCCUAUUGCAAAAUUAAGAAAAUCUGAUGAUCCAAACUCCAAACGUGAUGAGGGUGACUUUGUUCCAGGUAUUGGAGGUGGGGGUAUCGGUGUCGUUAAAAUUGCAGAUUUCGGGUUGUCGAAGCAAAUAUGGGAACACAAUACAAAAACUCCUUGUGGUACUGUUGGUUAUACUGCGCCUGAAAUUGUAAGAGACGAGAGGUACUCUAGAGAAGUUGAUAUGUGGGCUAUUGGUUGUGUAUUGUAUACCUUAUUAUGUGGAUUUCCACCAUUCUAUGAUGAGAGAAUCGAAACUUUAACUGAAAAGGUUGCUAAGGGUGAAUACACAUUUUUGAGUCCCUGGUGGGACGAGAUAUCUAAGGAGGCGAAGCACUGUGUUUCAAGGUUAUUAACUGUUGACCCUCUGAGGAGAUAUAGUAUAGAUGACUUCUUGAAUGAUCCAUGGAUCUUGAAGAUGCCAGUUGUUGAUCCUGCUAUAACUUCCUCAAGAAAGAUUCAAAAUACCAGUAGUUAUAAUUAUAAUCAUCCAAUCCAAGCCAAGAACAACAAAGGCCCUACUUAUGGUAAUGAUGAGAUUUAUACACCUGCGGCUGUUGCUUUGAGAGAUGCAUUCGAUAUAUCCACUGCAGUCCAUAGAAUGGGCGAGGAAGCUGCAUUAUCAAAGGGUACUGCUAUCCCGGACAUUGAUGAUUUGAUAGAGGAGAAUGAAGAUGAGUCUGUUGAUACGAGCGGACACGUAUUGAAUGAGGAUAAUUAUAAUAGACGUGCUCCAAGAUACACCCAACAACAGCAGCAUAGGCGUCACGUUAAACAACAAGCCAGUCCGUUCGACUUGAAUUUAGGUGGUGCUUCUAUAUUAGAAAGAAGAAAGAAUAAACCAGUGUCAGUGAAAUAA
Debaryomyces fabryi is the source of this 1716-nucleotide messenger RNA. It is a transcript of the gene RCK2, whose product is annotated as serine/threonine protein kinase. Gene Ontology annotation, biological process: protein phosphorylation. NCBI's taxonomy places the organism in Eukaryota, Fungi, Ascomycota, Pichiomycetes, Serinales, Debaryomycetaceae. Gene Ontology annotation, molecular function: protein kinase activity; ATP binding. Bases 1 to 1716 code for a protein of 571 amino acids. The transcript has a single exon. The record is from RefSeq and is a predicted model, not a curated record.